Messenger RNA from Truncatella angustata, 1856 nucleotides. Its product is annotated as maltose permease. Gene Ontology annotation, molecular function: carbohydrate:proton symporter activity. The transcript is spliced from 5 exons. The coding region runs from base 237 to 1856 and encodes 539 amino acids. The record is from RefSeq and is a predicted model, not a curated record. NCBI's taxonomy places the organism in Eukaryota, Fungi, Ascomycota, Sordariomycetes, Amphisphaeriales, Sporocadaceae. Gene Ontology annotation, cellular component: membrane. Gene Ontology annotation, biological process: transmembrane transport; carbohydrate transport.
ACACAGGGAAACGUCGUUGAUUGCAUGGAAAAUGAUGCGGUAUCACACGGACACCAAUGCAACAUAGAGUACGCAGCUAGUAACAGCCAACAUUAGCCCGAGAUGCGCAAAAGUAACACAAGACAUAAGAACCCUGAUACACCUUUUGCCAUUUUCUGUCUUUCCCUUCUCUUCGUCAGCUGUCUCUGUUCUCUUUCCCUUAAGCAUUGACACGGUAACUUCGUGAACAAUUCAAAAUGUCGUCAGGCGAAAUCAAUCCGAAGGAUGAGUUGCGUUAUGGCGACAACAUAGACGUCCAGCAGUCCGAGAAGGUUGAGGUCUUGGCCAAUGAGGAUCUCCUACACGAUGCCUUCGAUGGCGAGAACCGCGAGCACGAGGAAGGCGUGUGGGAGGCAGCGAAGGGUCACCCAUGGGCCUGCUUUUGGGCGUUCAUUAUGUGCUUCACAAUUGUCAUGGAAUCAUUCGACAUGUUCUUGAACGGUAACUUUGUAGCACUCGGCGCUUUCCAAGAAAGGUACGGUGUCUGGGUUGAAGGAUCCGGUUGGACGAUCGAAACCAAAUGGCAGAGUGCCCUGUUCCAAGCCGGUCAAUGUGGUGCUUUCGUUGGUGUCUUCCUAGCUGGACCCGUCACCAACCGCCUCGGAUAUCGCUGGACUACCAUCUUGGCCUUGAUUCUCAUGAACGCCACGAUUUUUAUUUCGUUUUUUGUAAGUCUCCUCGCCGAUUCGCUUGCUGUUCUCACAGUUGGACAAGCAUUGGAAGGUAUUCCAUGGGGUUUCUUCAUUGCAAACGCCCCUGCAUACGCCAGUGAGGUUGUUCCACUCGCCCUUCGAGGUGCCUGCACAGCUACUCUGCAGAUGAGUUGGUCUAUCGGUUCAAUUAUCGUCGCUGGUGCCACCUAUGGCUACAACAAGCGUACCGAUGAAUGGGCUUGGCGAGUACCUCUCGCCCUGCAAUGGCUUUUCCCUACCCCUCUCUUGAUUCUGGUCUUCCUUGCUCCCGAGUCACCUUGGUGGCUCAUUCGUCGUGGACGCAAAGAAGAGGCCCUUCGAUCCAUUGAGCGUCUCGGAAAUAAGAAAGCAGGAAAUUCUCAACAGGCACUUGCCAUGAUGGAGCGAACUGUUGAGAUUGAAAGGAAAAUGGGUGGCACCCCCACACUUCUCGACCUUGUCAAAGGUACCGACUUGAGGCGAACAAUCAUCACUUGUUUGAUGUACGCGUCACAGAACUUUGCCGGUAACUUGAUUGCCAACCAAGCAACUUUCUUCUUUGAGCAAGCUGGAAUCUCGCCCGACAAGGCUUUCCAGCUUAACUUGAUCAAUUCGUGUCUGCAAUUCGUUGCCAACAUACUCUCUUUGCCCUUGACGGCUUGGUUCGGUCGUCGAACCAUCUACCUCUGGGGAACAGUCACCAACAUCACUUUUCUCAUAAUUCUUGGCAUCUGUGCCUCCAUCCAACAGUCCACGGCGACCAACUACGCCCAGGCCGUCCUAGGAAUAAUCAUCUCCUUCGUAUAUGCCGGAGCCCUUGGCCCAGUUUCAUAUACCAUCAUUUCCGAGACGUCUUCCGUUCGUCUCCGUGCUCUGAGCACUGGUGUCGGCCGUGCCGCGUACUACGUCGCGGAAAUCCCCAUGAUCUACCUAGCUUCCCAGAUGCUCAACCCGACGGGAUGGAACCUUGCAGGCAAGUGCGGCUAUAUCUGGGGAGGUACGGCCGUCGUCUGCGCUGUAUCGGCGUACUUUGGCCUUCCUGAGCUCAAGCACCGCUCAUACCGUGAAAGUGACAUCCUGUUCAACCGCAAGAUCUCCGCCAGGAAAUUCAAGUCGACUGUCAUCGACGUCAAGGACAAUGAGUAA